GCGGUGGGUGCCGUAAAAACCGUUCCCUGAGUUCUUAGUCGAAGUUGGGCGCAUUACCUACCAAGUGCAGCGAGAGGAUAUGGAAGAGUUACCAUCAUUUUAAUAUGCUGAUUAUGAAGGCCCGUGUGGGGCAGGGCCUCGUCCAGGCGCUAUGUGGAGAACAGGCGUGUUCCUCUUCACACAGAUAGUGGUGUGUCAAUUCGCAACUGAAAACCCUGCAAUAUCAACAACUGAGGAAGACCAAACGGUGACGUCAUUCUUCGCUCUCAGCACGGGCAUUGUGCCGGCGCCGGUCCUACUUCGACUAGGAAACUCGACGAUAGAUAGCACAAAGUCUUUCAAAGUCCCACAACCCUCGCAGGAACCUACCCAAGGGACUUUGACUCUUCAGCCGAGUAUAGCAAGACCAGAAAUGGUUCCGCAUGUUGUUUCCGUGAAAAACACUUACUUUGAUCACGACAGAAAGUAUGGACCAACAUUUGAGGACACCCCUGAGGGGAAUAUAACGAAAAUCACAGUGCAGCUCGGGGACGAUGCACAUUUAAAUUGUAGGAUCAGCCUUUUAUUGGAUAAAACUGUAUCAUGGGUUCGGCGAAGAGGCAGAGACGAGAUGCCCGAGUUGCUGACUGUUGGGGCAGUGACGUAUGCGGCGGACAACCGUAUCUCAGUUGCUCGAAGGUACCCUGGGAACUGGAGACUACUCAUCAGGGAGGUCAAGCCGGACGACGAAGCAGUCUACGAGUGUCAGAUAUCUACACAUCCCCCGAGAGUCAGCAGGACUUUUCUUCACGUGAACACACCGCAAGUUUGGGUGGUAGAUGAAGCUGGUGCUCCGUUACUGGAAAAAUACUAUGAAGCGGAAUCGACGCUCGCGCUGGUCUGCAGGGCGCGGCACGUGGACACGCCAGCAGUAUUGACGUGGUUGCACGAAGGUCGUGCGCUUAAUGCCGACACAACGAGAGGCGGUAUAAGUGUGAAGACCGAGCAAGUGCCGGGCGGGGCAGACAGUCUCCUGAGGCUCGCGCGAGUCAACAGCAGCGACGCUGGCAACUAUACGUGUGCUGUCAAAGGAGCCAGAUCACAUACUGUCUCCGUGCAUGUGCUCAAUGAGAGUUUGGCCGAGCUACACGCGGGGGUCAACGCAAUGCAGUCCGCAUCAGCGACUACCGUUAUAACUUUAUUAUUCGUGUUGACAGUUUUAACAGAAAAACCGUUUUUUACAACUGUGAUUACGUUCGCAGCACUAUUGCACUCUAUGACGGCCGAAGACGUAUCAGACGAUCGUUUUAUUGUACUUUUACCGACGUGAUAAUAAUAGUUUAGAUAAUGUACAUAAUAACUUUGCUUAUAAAAUAAUAAAUUAUAAAUAGUUAUUCAGAAAUAAAAUUUCA
Molecule: messenger RNA, 1391 nt
Organism: Chilo suppressalis (striped riceborer)
Lineage: Eukaryota; Metazoa; Arthropoda; Insecta; Lepidoptera; Crambidae
Source: the annotation of a GenBank genome assembly